Messenger RNA from Sorex araneus (European shrew), 5384 nucleotides. RefSeq names its product glutamate ionotropic receptor AMPA type subunit 3 (gene GRIA3). Lineage: Eukaryota; Metazoa; Chordata; Mammalia; Eulipotyphla; Soricidae. Bases 483 to 3167 code for a protein of 894 amino acids. The transcript is spliced from 16 exons. Gene Ontology annotation, cellular component: plasma membrane; postsynaptic membrane; dendritic spine. Gene Ontology annotation, molecular function: transmitter-gated monoatomic ion channel activity involved in regulation of postsynaptic membrane potential; AMPA glutamate receptor activity. Gene Ontology annotation, biological process: synaptic transmission, glutamatergic; modulation of chemical synaptic transmission; monoatomic ion transport. The record is from RefSeq and is a predicted model, not a curated record.
UGUUUUAGUUUAUAGGUAUCAAUUCUCUUUUCUCCUCUGUUUCUGUCUCUCUGUGUGUCUCUCUCUGCCUCUCACUAGCUCACUCGCUCUCAGUCUGUCUCUCUCUAUCUCUCAUCUCUUAGAGUGAUAGGGAGAAAGAUCGCUUUAGCGAAGCAAGCUUGCAGCCAAUGAACCCGCCUUCCAGAUUGGUGUGAAGACAGAAGUGAGGUGGGGGGCGGGGAGGGGGUGUGAGAGAGACCGGGAGCGAGCGAGAGCGAGCGAGAGGGGAGCGGGAGUGAGAGGAAGCAGAGAGAGAGAGACGGGGAGAGAGAGAUACAGAGAGAGAGGAGGAGGACUAGUGUGGGGUGCAAAGGAAGAGUGAGCGAGAGCAAGUUGAGGGGAGGGCAUGUAAGAGCCGAGAAAUUCUUUUUCUUCUUCUAUUAUUAUUUUGACGACUCCCCGAGUUGCGCCCAUGCUGUUGUCAGCUUCGUUUUAGGCAGAGCAUGGCCAGACAGAAGAAAAUGGGGCAAAGCGUGCUCCAGGCGGUCUGCUUUUUAGUCCUGGGGCUUUUGGGUCAUUCUCACGGAGGAUUCCCCAACACCAUCAGCAUAGGUGGACUUUUCAUGAGAAACACGGUACAGGAGCACAGCGCUUUCCGCUUUGCUGUGCAGUUAUACAACACCAACCAGAACACCACGGAGAAACCCUUCCAUUUGAAUUACCACGUAGAUCACUUGGAUUCCUCCAAUAGUUUUUCUGUGACUAAUGCUUUUUGCUCGCAGUUCUCAAGAGGGGUGUAUGCCAUUUUUGGAUUCUACGACCAGAUGUCAAUGAACACUCUGACCUCCUUCUGUGGGGCCCUGCAUACAUCCUUUGUCACGCCCAGCUUUCCAACUGAUGCAGAUGUGCAGUUUGUCAUCCAGAUGCGCCCGGCCUUGAAGGGUGCCAUUCUGAGUCUUCUGGCUCACUACAAGUGGGAGAAAUUUGUGUACCUUUAUGACACAGAAAGAGGAUUUUCCAUACUCCAAGCAAUUAUGGAAGCAGCAGUUCAAAACAACUGGCAAGUGACAGCCAGAUCUGUGGGAAAUAUAAAGGAUGUCCAAGAAUUCAGGCGCAUCAUUGAAGAAAUGGACAGGAGACAGGAGAAACGAUACUUGAUUGAUUGUGAAGUUGAAAGGAUUAACACAAUUUUGGAACAGGUUGUGAUUCUUGGAAAACAUUCAAGAGGUUAUCACUACAUGCUUGCUAACCUGGGUUUUACUGAUAUUUUGCUAGAAAGAGUUAUGCAUGGGGGAGCCAACAUUACAGGAUUCCAGAUCGUCAACAAUGAAAAUCCUAUGGUUCAGCAGUUCAUACAGCGCUGGGUGAGGCUGGAUGAAAGGGAAUUUCCUGAAGCCAAGAAUGCCCCACUAAAGUAUACAUCUGCACUGACGCAUGAUGCAAUACUGGUCAUAGCGGAAGCUUUCCGCUACCUGAGAAGACAACGAGUGGAUGUGUCCCGGAGAGGCAGUGCUGGAGACUGCUUAGCAAAUCCAGCUGUGCCCUGGAGUCAAGGAAUUGAUAUUGAAAGAGCUCUGAAAAUGGUACAAGUACAAGGAAUGACUGGCAACAUCCAAUUUGACACCUAUGGACGUAGGACAAAUUAUACCAUCGAUGUGUAUGAAAUGAAAGUCGGUGGCUCUCGAAAAGCUGGCUACUGGAAUGAAUAUGAACGGUUUGUGCCUUUCUCGGAUCAGCAAAUCAGCAAUGAUAGUGCAUCCUCAGAGAACAGGACCAUAGUAGUGACAACCAUUCUGGAAUCACCAUAUGUGAUGUAUAAGAAGAAUCAUGAACAACUAGAAGGAAAUGAGCGAUAUGAAGGCUAUUGUGUAGACUUAGCUUAUGAAAUAGCCAAACAUGUAAGGAUCAAAUACAAAUUAUCCAUUGUUGGUGAUGGGAAAUAUGGUGCAAGAGAUCCAGAGACUAAAAUAUGGAAUGGCAUGGUUGGGGAACUUGUCUAUGGGAGGGCUGAUAUCGCUGUUGCUCCACUCACCAUAACCCUGGUUCGUGAAGAAGUCAUAGAUUUCUCAAAGCCAUUUAUGAGCCUGGGCAUCUCCAUAAUGAUAAAGAAGCCUCAAAAAUCAAAACCAGGCGUAUUCUCAUUUCUGGAUCCUUUGGCUUAUGAAAUAUGGAUGUGCAUCGUCUUCGCAUACAUUGGAGUCAGCGUAGUUCUUUUCCUAGUCAGCAGAUUUAGCCCUUAUGAAUGGCACUUGGAAGACAACAAUGAAGAACCUCGUGAUCCCCAAAGCCCUCCAGAUCCUCCAAAUGAAUUUGGAAUAUUUAACAGUCUUUGGUUUUCCUUGGGUGCCUUUAUGCAGCAAGGAUGUGAUAUCUCUCCAAGAUCACUCUCCGGGCGCAUUGUUGGAGGUGUUUGGUGGUUUUUCACCCUGAUCAUAAUUUCUUCUUAUACUGCCAAUCUUGCUGCUUUUCUGACUGUGGAGAGGAUGGUUUCUCCCAUAGAGAGUGCUGAAGAUUUAGCUAAGCAGACUGAAAUUGCUUAUGGGACCCUGGACUCCGGUUCAACAAAAGAAUUUUUCAGAAGGUCCAAAAUCGCUGUCUAUGAGAAAAUGUGGUCUUACAUGAAAUCAGCAGAGCCAUCUGUGUUUACCAAAACAACAGCAGACGGAGUGGCCCGAGUGCGGAAGUCAAAGGGAAAGUUUGCCUUCCUGCUGGAGUCAACCAUGAAUGAGUACAUCGAGCAGAGAAAACCAUGUGAUACCAUGAAAGUUGGUGGAAAUCUGGAUUCCAAAGGCUAUGGUGUGGCAACCCCUAAAGGCUCAGCAUUAAGAACGCCUGUAAACCUUGCAGUAUUGAAACUCAGUGAACAAGGCAUCUUAGACAAGCUGAAAAACAAAUGGUGGUACGAUAAGGGGGAAUGUGGAGCCAAGGACUCCGGGAGUAAGGACAAGACCAGCGCUCUCAGCCUGAGCAAUGUGGCAGGCGUUUUCUAUAUACUGGUCGGAGGUCUGGGGCUGGCCAUGAUGGUGGCUUUGAUAGAAUUCUGUUACAAAUCACGGGCAGAGUCCAAACGCAUGAAACUCACAAAGAACACCCAAAACUUUAAGCCUGCUCCUGCCACCAACACUCAAAAUUAUGCUACAUACAGAGAAGGCUACAACGUGUAUGGAACAGAGAGUGUUAAGAUCUAGGGGUACGGUUAAGAUCCCUUUCCAAUGGAGGCAUGUGACAAGAGGAAUCACCGAAAACGUGGCUGCUUCAAGGAUCCUGAGCCAGAUUUCACUCUCCUUGAUGCCGGGCAUGACACGAGUAUUGCUGAUGGUGCAAUGACCUUUCAAUAGGAAAAACUGAUUUUUUUUUCCUUCAGUGCCUUAUGGAACACUCUGAGACUUGUGACAAUGGAAACCAUCAUUGAAAUUUUUUUGCUUUGCUUGAAAAAAAUAAACAUAAAACCAACAAAAAAUGGACAUGCAAGAUUCCAGUAUGAAAAAAAAAAUCUUAUUAAAAAAGUCAAAUCAACAAAAGCCAUUCUUUGAUACCACUGCACAGUAUACAAACACAAACACCAUGUUCUUUAAUACACACAUACAAAUUUAAAAUUCCAAUUCAGUAAAUAGGCCCAUCUUAGCUAAAAUGAUUACUUCCUCCUAAUUAAAAAAAAUAUGAUUUCUGACUCCCUGUGAUUGGGAAGACGGACUGGCAUUUCUUCUAGGAUCUGCUGAUCAGAUGUUUUUGGUAUUUCCUGUUGGUGGUGAUAUUCUGUGCACCCUAUUUCCUCUCAACAUUGCUGAAAUGUGUAUAUCUUUAGAAAGUAAAUGCAAGACUUAGAAAAUUCAAAUACUUUUGAGGAGGGACUAAAUGGUGACUUCUCUGUGUCCUCAUGUUGGUCUUGUGAAAAUGCUUUGGUAACUUCGCAUUUGGUGAAGGGAUUAACAGAGCUUUCAAAAUUGUCUUCUGUGCAUAGCAAGGGAUGGGCACUAUCAGGCAAACCUCUAGGUGCUUUCCUAAAAUGGAUCCCAGGUUUUCCAAGCCUGGAAUUUCGCCGACAGAUCUGUUUUUUCUUGCUCCAGUGUGAACUAUUAGUCAAUAUAGUUGCAUUAUUUCACAUUGAGGUGAGGGGAAAGCUGCCUAUACUCCCAAAUGUGUUUAGAAUAUCUUCCUCAGAAACAACACUGUGUUCAGCUCUGCUUUCUCUGCUAAGUAUGCCUUUCAAGUGUAUACCAUGGAGACAGGACCGGGUUUCAAGGCAGGCCAGUGAGUGCAGACCAUAGUUCUCAACCUGACUUUACUCUUGCUAGGUCUGUCUUACCAGUUGUUGCCUGUUACUGCCCGUGGCUCUCCAUCAGACUGCAUGUAUCCUUUCCUAGUUUGCAAAGACUAAAAUGCAUUCCCAAGCCUACUGCUAAACUGAGGGCCUCAGCAUCACUCCCAGGUCCUUGCUUGGAGCAAUCUCUCUACUGACUCUCUCAGAAGAUCGCUCCACUGUUCCAUGGGCUAUCAAGUAACUAAUUGUGUACCUGCCAUUGGCAUCAUCAGAACAGUCUGAGGAAAUAGCCUCUGCUCACUAAUUACCUCCUAUAUAACGACGUAUGCUUUCUGUAGUUCAGUAGUAUGCUCUCAUCAGUGAUGUGGAUCGAGAAGUUUCCAGACUGUAAAAACUUGGAGCUUGAAUUCAUUUCCCAAGUAUGACCCUUAGAUGCUUAGUUAACUCGCUGCAUAUUUGCUCUUGACUUCAGAAAAGAAAGGAAGAAGUCUUGUUCCAAGGAAAUGUUUCCAGAAAAGUGUAAUAUAGACUUUCAUUCCAAAAGGGUGUCAUAAGCAAAUAACUCACUUGUCAAUUUUUAAAUGAUAUUGAACAACAAAAACAAAAAAAGAGAAACCUGUUGUGUUUUUGUUCUGUUUUGUUUUAAUGAAACUGUGAUUUUCAACUUUUGAAUGCUACAAUGUCCCAAUGUGGGAAGCUAAUGCUGUGUGAAUAUGAAGUUGUGUAAAACAAACCAACCAACCUACACACAAAUGUUUUCAUAGGCACUGGAUAAAGAUAAAUUUAUGUUUAUUGACUCAAAUCAGUUUUUCAGAGAGGAAAUUUCACUGAGAAUGAAGAGGCAGGUAAAUUGGUUUGUUAUUUUUAAAAAAAACUUGCAUGUUUAAAAAAAACAUUGAUUGCUUCAAAUUUCUGCUACUAACUUCAAGCUAUGGGAGUUUGGCGGUAGUAACUUGAGGAUUUUUUUUCAAUUCUUUUCUUUUUGUUGUUAAAGCUGUACUUCAGUGAACAGAAUAAUUGCCAAGCAAACUAAUGGCCGUAAAAGUGUAAAUUGCAUGUGUGGGGGGAAAUUAUGGAGCCUCAUUGCUAUGAGGUAUUGUACAAAGUUUUAAUACAUUUUGUAAAUAAAAUUGUAAAGAAAUAA